Messenger RNA from Geodia barretti, 675 nucleotides. The record is from the annotation of a GenBank genome assembly. Lineage: Eukaryota; Metazoa; Porifera; Demospongiae; Tetractinellida; Geodiidae.
AUGCGCUUCGACGACGGCGGCGAGCUCGCGAUGACCGACGGGCGCCGCCUCGGCCGCAUCCUGCUGCGCGACGACCCCGAGCGCGAGCCGCCGGUCGCGAAGCUCGGCUUCGACCCGCUGCUCGCGAUGCCCCCGCCGAAGCGGUUCUCCGAGCUGAUCCGCGCGCGCGGCGCCAACGUGAAGUCGCUCCUGCUCGACCAGUCGUUCGCGGCCGGGGUCGGCAACUGGAUCGCGGACGAGGUGCUGUAUCAGGCCGGCAUCGAUCCGCGGCGCCACGCGGCCUCGCUGACCGACGCGGAAGCCUGUCGCCUGCGCGCGCGGCUCGCGGCCGAUCGUCAAGCGCGCGGUCGACGCGAACGCCGACGAUGCGCGCUACCCGCGCACGUGGCUGUUCCACCGCCGCUGGGGCAAGCGCGCGAACGCGACGACGACGCGCGGCGACCGCAUCGAGCACCUGACCAUCGGUGGACGCACGACCGCAUGGGUGCCGACCGCGCAACACUGACGGCAGCGCUCACCGCUCCUCGAUGCGGACGGUCUUGCGCCGGCUGUUGGGGUUGCAGCGGACGCGGCCGGACACCGCAGAUCACGCUUGUCGGCGAACUCCUGGCCCACAUCCGACUGCCGGGCGUUGCAGCGGACGCGGCCGGACACCGAGCGCUCACGGCCGCUUGA